CUUAGUACCCCAAAAUUAUAUCAGUCGUACCGUUGGGCUGAUUGGAUUCAUUAACGGAUACUAAGGGCAAAUUUUGCCAUUAUGGCUGAUCAAAACAUUCAAUUCGUAGGGGAUGCGAAAUCGACUGCACCUUCAGCGACCCAUUCAGAUAAGCCAGCUGCGGAGAUGGUUUUGGAUAAGGCCGUCCUUGGAACUGGGGCGGUUUUCGAUCUCGCGAAGAAUGCCAACCUCACGGGGCAUCAGUAUUCCCUCAUCGGGUCGAUUUCGCCAAUAGCACAGUUAGCUUGGCAGCCGUUCUCAGCCUGGCUGAUUGUGAAGGUGCCGCAUCGCACAUUAAUGCCUAUUCUGAUUCUCGGUUGGGGUAUUGCGGAAGUAUCUAUGGCUGCGUGUAGUACCUUUUCUGGGCUGAUCGCCUGCCGUUUCUUCCUCGGCCUUUUCGAAGCCGGCUGCAUGCCUCUAUUUGCGAUCAUCACGAGCCAGUGGUACCGUCGUGUCGAACAACCAUUUAGAGUCUCUAUUUGGUAUUCCACCAAUGGUAUAUCGACGAUAGUGUCUUCUGCAUUGUCUUAUGGCCUUGGCCGUAUUGUAUCCAACGUGUUGUAUUCGUGGCAAAUAAUUUUCCUUUUCUGUGGACUUGUUACUGUCAUAACGGCUCCCUUCGUCUACUGGAAACUGGACAACGACAUCGCCACAGCCCGUUUCCUUACCGAGGAGGAACGCCAACAAGGCAUCGAACGCCUUCGGACAAAUAACACUGGUGUUGAAGACUUCCACGAGUUUAAGUGGUCGCACGUUUGGGAAGCGGCUCUUGACCUGAAGACCUGGCUGUGGCUUGUGCUAGCCAUGCUGCCGAACCUCGGUUCGGCCUUGACAAGUGUCUUUGGGCCGCUCAUUAUUACCGGCUUUGGAUUCGACAAGUUCCAGACAUAA
Pseudogymnoascus destructans is the source of this 930-nucleotide messenger RNA. RefSeq lists its product as uncharacterized. Lineage: Eukaryota; Fungi; Ascomycota; Leotiomycetes; Thelebolales; Thelebolaceae. The transcript is spliced from 3 exons. The coding region runs from base 82 to 930 and encodes 282 amino acids. The record is from RefSeq and is a predicted model, not a curated record. Gene Ontology annotation, cellular component: membrane. Gene Ontology annotation, molecular function: transmembrane transporter activity. Gene Ontology annotation, biological process: transmembrane transport.